GCCGCGGCUCACUCGCUGGCGGUGGGCGCGCCGGGCUGCUGCUCGCACUUUCCGGGCUCCGCUCGCGUCCGUUCCGCCCUCUCCUCUUGUGGAUAACUUGCUGCUCGCUGAUCGCAACAUGACUCUGGAAGAAGUCCGCGGCCAGGAUACGGUUCCAGAAAGCACUGCCAGGAUGCAGGGCGCCGGGAAAGCGCUGCACGAGCUGCUGCUGUCGGCGCAGCGCCAGGGCUGCCUCACCGCCGGCGUCUACGAGUCAGCCAAAGUCCUGAACGUGGACCCCGACAACGUGACCUUCUGCGUGCUGGCCGCCGACGAGGAGGACGAGGGCGACAUCGCGCUGCAGAUCCACUUCACUCUGAUCCAGGCGUUUUGCUGCGAGAACGACAUCGACAUCGUGCGCGUGGGCGACGUGCAGCGGCUGGCUGCGAUCGUGGGCGCCAGCGACGAGGCGGGCGCGCCGGGGGACCUGCACUGCAUCCUCAUCUCGAACCCCAAUGAGGACGCGUGGAAGGACCCUGCCUUGGAGAAGCUCAGCCUGUUCUGCGAGGAGAGUCGCAGCGUCAACGACUGGGUGCCCAGUAUCACCCUCCCGGAGUGACAGCCCAGCGGGGGGUCUUUGGUCUGUCUGAUCGACGUGGUGACGCCCCGGGGCGCCUAGCGCGGGGCUGGCUGUGGAUGCGCCCUCGGAGGGCGGCGGAGUGCAGCGUGGAGACGGGCAGGCGAGGGCGCGCGGAGAGCGGCGAGGAGGUGCGGCCCCCUCCCGAGGAGCGGCCCGGCGGCGGCGGCGGCGGCGGGGGCAGGCUGGCCCCGGCCCAGGACUGCGAGUGCGGGGAGCGGCUGCUCGCCCAGGAAGGCCGGAGGCGGGACGUUGGCCGCGCGGCCAGGAAGGACGGACUGGCCGGCAGGCGUGAGUCAGCAGCCUGUGCUCCCGGCAGAAAGGAAGGGAAAGGCCGGGCCAGGCGGCCGGGACUGGAGCAGUUACGGGAGCUCUGGCGGACUUGGCAGUACGCACUGCUGCUUCCAAACGGAUCCGGGCGAUGCUUCGUUUUCUAAAGGAUGGUGCUGCUGCAGCUUUGAAUCUUACAAUAAACGACUGAAACAAA
Molecule: messenger RNA, 1103 nt
Organism: Camelus dromedarius (Arabian camel)
Lineage: Eukaryota; Metazoa; Chordata; Mammalia; Artiodactyla; Camelidae
Gene: GADD45G
Product: growth arrest and DNA damage inducible gamma
Exons: 4
Coding region: 119-598 (159 amino acids)
Biological process (GO): regulation of cell cycle
Cellular component (GO): cytoplasm; nucleus
Source: RefSeq, a predicted model, not a curated record